AUGGCCUCGAUCCGGCUGGAGGCGUCCAAGCAGUACUACGCCACCAGCAGCCUUGUUAUAGGCUAUGCUCUGUGUUCCAGCUUACUCGCCGUCAUAAACAAAUUCGCCAUCACCAAUUUCAAUUACCCUGGCCUACUCACUGCGCUUCAAUACUUAACCUCAGCCUCGGGCGUCUGGGUUCUUGGGAAACUCGGCUUCUUGCACCACGAUCCCUUCACUGUAGAAACGGCCAAGAAAUUCCUGCCGGCAGCAUUGGUCUUUUACCUGGCCAUCUUCACCAACACGAACCUCCUCCGCCACGCCAAUGUGGAUACUUUCAUAGUCUUCCGAUCCUUGACCCCACUCCUUGUGGCAGUUGCCGACACCUUCUUCAGGAAGCAGCCAUGGCCUUCAAAACUGACAUUCUUCUCUUUGGUGGUCAUUUUAGGGGGUGCCGUCGGGUACGUGGCUACUGAUAACGGGUUCAGCUUGACCGCAUACUCGUGGGCCUUUGCAUAUCUGGUGACCAUUACCACAGAGAUGGUUUACAUAAAGCACAUGGUGACCAACCUAGGCCUCAACACCUGGGGAUUUGUGUUCUACAAUAAUCUCUUGUCAUUGAUGAUGGCUCCCUUGUUCUGGAUCGUGACUGGGGAAUAUGCGGAUGUGUUUGCAGCUCUGGCAUCAUCGGGCCUGGGGGAUUUGUUUGGGCCCGUCGCAUUUUCUGCUGUGACCUUGUCCUGUGUGUUUGGGUUGCUUAUAAGCUUCUUUGGUUUUGCAGCCCGAAAGGCUAUCUCGGCUACUGCGUUCACUGUUACGGGAGUCGUUAACAAGUUUUUGACUGUUGCCAUUAAUGUACUGAUUUGGGAUAAGCACGCGACUCCCUUUGGUCUGGUUUGUUUGCUGCUGACUAUUGCUGGAGGAGUUCUUUAUCAGCAGUCGGUCACUGGAGCAGUUGGGAAUGCCUCAGCAUUGUCCAAGCAGAUGGAGAGCAAGAAUGAUAAUGGGGCAGAACGGGAUGAGGAAAAAGGGAUUACCCGGUAA
Molecule: messenger RNA, 1023 nt
Organism: Striga hermonthica
Lineage: Eukaryota; Viridiplantae; Streptophyta; Magnoliopsida; Lamiales; Orobanchaceae
Source: the annotation of a GenBank genome assembly